AUGGAGAAGGCCAACUCUCGCAUGAAGCAGCUGAAGAGGCAGCUUGAGGAGGCUGAGGAGGAGGCCACACGUGCCAACGCCUACCGCAGGAAGCUGCAGAGGGAGCUGGAUGAUGCCUCUGAGGCCAGCGAAGGUCUCAGCCGUGAGGUCAACACACUCCAGAGCCGCCUCAGGCGUGGAGGCCCCAUCAGUUUCUCCUCCAGCCGCUCGGGCAGGCGUCAGCUGCAGGUGGAGGGAACAUCGCUCGACCUCCUAUCCGACGACGAGGUGGAAAACAAGCCCACGGACGCCAAUGCCAACGAGACACCAGCAGCUCCCCAACCAGAGUAGAAGCUCUCCCUCCAGCCCACACGCAGCAUGGCCUCCGCCCCCACAACCCUUACCCCUGUCCUCCUAACCCCAGACACCAGCAGUGGACCCCACUACUCUGCCUUACCCCUCUAUGGCAAGCUGCAGGGCCAAGCAAAUCCAUAAUCUCCUCCAUAUGA
This is a messenger RNA of Salvelinus namaycush (lake trout), 488 nucleotides long. RefSeq names its product myosin heavy chain, embryonic smooth muscle isoform-like. Bases 1 to 330 code for a protein of 109 amino acids. The transcript has 2 exons. Lineage: Eukaryota; Metazoa; Chordata; Actinopteri; Salmoniformes; Salmonidae. The record is from RefSeq and is a predicted model, not a curated record. Gene Ontology annotation, cellular component: myosin complex.